This is a messenger RNA of Ochotona curzoniae (black-lipped pika), 2006 nucleotides long. RefSeq names its product solute carrier family 22 member 4. Bases 120 to 1781 code for a protein of 553 amino acids. Gene Ontology annotation, cellular component: membrane. The transcript is spliced from 10 exons. Gene Ontology annotation, biological process: carnitine transport; transmembrane transport. Lineage: Eukaryota; Metazoa; Chordata; Mammalia; Lagomorpha; Ochotonidae. The record is from RefSeq and is a predicted model, not a curated record. Gene Ontology annotation, molecular function: ATP binding; transmembrane transporter activity.
UGCCGAAGCCGACAAGUCCCCUCACAUGCUCCGUCUCCCGGGAACGUUCUGACCUCAGGAGACGCCUUGCGGCCCCGACACCCCUGCCCCAGGACGCUGUGUCACCCACGACGGGAAGCAUGCGGGACUACGAGGAGGUGACCGCCUUCCUGGGCGAGUGGGGGCCCUUCCAGCGCCUCAUCUUUUUCCUGCUCAGCGCCAGCAUCAUCCCCAACGGCUUCAACGGGAUGUCAGUGGUGUUCUUGGCGGGGACCCCGGAGCACCACUGCCGGGUGCCCGACUCGGCGAACCUGAGCAGCGCGUGGCGCAACCACAGCGUCCCGCUGCUGCUGCAGAACGGCCGCGAGGUGCCCCACAGCUGUCGCCGCUACCGGCUCGCCGCCAUUGCCAACUUCUCGGCGCUGGGGCUGGAGCCUGGGCGCGACGUGGACCUGGAGCAGCUGGAGCAGGAGGGCUGCCUGGAUGGCUGGGAGUACAGCCAGGACGUGUACCUGUCCACCAUCGUGACCGAGUGGAACCUGGUGUGCGAGAAUGACUGGAAGACGCCGCUUACCACCUCGCUGUUCUUCGUGGGCGUUCUGUUCGGCUCCUUCGUGUCCGGUCAGCUGUCCGACAGGUUUGGCAGGAAGAGCAUUCUCUUCUCCACCAUGGCUGUGCAGACCGGCUUCAGCUUCCUGCAGAUCUUCUCUGUCAGCUGGGAGAUGUUCACCGUGCUGUUUGUCAUCGUGGGCAUGGGCCAGAUCUCCAACUAUGUGGUGGCCUUCAUACUGGGAACAGAAAUUCUUGGCAAGUCAGUUCGUAUUCUAUUCUCUACGUUAGGAGUGUGCACAUUUUUUGCAGUAGGCUACAUGCUGCUGCCGCUGUUUGCUUACUUCAUCAGAGACUGGCGGAUGCUGCUGCUGGCGCUGACGGUGCCGGGGGUGCUGUGUGUCCCGCUGUGGUGGUUUAUUCCUGAAUCUCCACGGUGGCUGCUAUCCCAGAAAAGAUUUAGAGAGGCUGAAGUUAUCAUCCAAAAGGCAGCAAAAAUGAACAACAAGGUGGCACCAGCAGUGAUAUUUGAUCCUGCGGAGCUGCAAGAUCCAUACCCCCUGAAGGAGCAGAAAGUUUUCAUUCUGGACCUGUUCAGGACUCGGAAUAUUGCCACACUAACCAUUAUGUCUGUGCUGCUGUGGAUGCUAACCUCAGUGGGUUACUUUGCUCUUUCUCUCGACUCCCCUAAUUUACACGGCGACGUCUACCUGAACUGUUUCCUCUCAGCCUUGAUUGAGGUCCCUGCCUAUGUCACAGCCUGGCUGCUGCUGCGAACCCUGCCCAGGCGCUAUAUCAUCGCCGGGGUGCUGUUCUUGGGAGGAGGGGUGCUUCUCUUAAUUCAGCUGGUGCCUGCAGAUUACAGCUUCGUGUCCAUUGGUCUGGCGAUGCUGGGGAAGUUUGGAAUCACCUCUGCCUUCUCCAUGUUGUACGUCUUCACUGCCGAGCUGUACCCAACCCUGGUCAGGAACAUGGCUGUGGGGGUCACAUCCAUGGCCUCCAGGGUGGGCAGCAUCAUUGCUCCCUACUUCGUUUACCUGGGUGCUUACAACAGACUCCUGCCCUACAUCAUCAUGGGCAGUCUCACGGUCUUCAUCGGAAUCGUCACCCUUUUUUUCCCUGAAAGUUUUGGAGUGACUCUGCCGGAAACCCUAGACCAGAUACAGAAAGUGAAAGGGUUCCGAUCUGGGAAAAGAUCAAGAGAUUUAUUGGAGAGAGAAGAAAAUCCCAAAGUUCUAGUGACUGCGUUCUGAGAAAAUCUCUCCCUUAUUUGAGCAAACUGCAGAAACCAGCACCUUCCCUGAAGAGACGGACACCUCAUUCUAAAGUGGGCCUCGUUGUGGAGAAACACCUGCCGAAUGGUAAACUCUGGACCACUUCCAGAUACUCUUGUUCUUAGCAACUACUGUCACUAGGGUGUCCUUCUUACGAAUGAACUUGAUGAAAUGAGGUUUAUAGGAUUUUUUGAGAAUACAUAA